AAAUUCUACGGCACACGGACAUCAGUGUGCAUAAUUCGUUCUUAGCGGCGUGUUUUGUCAUCACCAAAAUGAAAGUAUUCGUUUGCUUAUUGGCACUUAGUGCCUUGACGGUGUCAACCCAUGCCGGAUUUCUAGGAUUACUUAAAGGAGGUGGCAGCGGUGGCUACGGUGGAGGCAGUGGAGGAUACGGAGGUGGUGGCUACGGAGGCGGCGGCCACGGAGGUGGCGGCUACGGAGGUGGCGGCUAUGGAGGUGGUAAAGUCAUCAAAGUUAUUACUACUGGCGGGGGCGGCUACAGCGGUGGCGGCUACAGCGGUGGCGGCUACAGCGGUGGUGGCUACGGAGGCGGUGGUUAUGGAGGUGGCGGUUACGGCGGCAGCGACUACGGACAUGGUGGUAGUCAUGGCGGCGGCUACAGCGGUGGUGGUUAUGGCCAUGGCGGCGGCGGUUAUGGCCAUGGCGGUGGCGGUUACGGUCAUGGCGGUGGCGGUUACGGUCAUGGCGGUGGCGUUCAAAUCUACAAGAUCAUAUCUGUCGAAGGCGGUCAUGGCGGCGGCGGCUACGGCGGUGGUGGCUACGGCGGUGGUGGCUACGGCGGUGGUGGCGGAGGCUGGGGUGGUUGGGAUAAGAAGAAGUAA
Rhagoletis pomonella (apple maggot) is the source of this 638-nucleotide messenger RNA. Its product is annotated as ctenidin-1-like. The record is from RefSeq and is a predicted model, not a curated record. Bases 69 to 638 code for a protein of 189 amino acids. The transcript is spliced from 3 exons. Lineage: Eukaryota; Metazoa; Arthropoda; Insecta; Diptera; Tephritidae.